GUACAUACAUAUACAUGCAUAUACUACUUGCAUAUGCUUAUGAGCGUCGAACCUGCGCCCCGUAAGUUGACAACUUCUGCCACACUUCGGCGCGCCUUACGAUGGAAGGGGAAACAAAGCAACAAAAAAGGCUCCCACGUUCCGAUGAUCUGAUGACCCCACGAUCCGAUGAUUGCACGACCCCACGAUCACAUCGUCCCAUGUUGCCAUAGAAACAUCUCGCGCGAGCGCACUGUGCCAUAGCCACACGCACUUACCAUGCUGCGGUUCUGAGUUGCCAACCCUCUUUCUGCAUUUCGACCAAGGGGGGAGAAAAAGGCCCUCCUUUGCGAAGCGUUAUCCGCCAAACUGUUGCAUGAGCGCACGCGGAGGAGCCACAAGGGCAACGUGAGAAGGCGCAAUAAAGCGAUAACUGGAGGGGGGAGCUCAUUAAAAAGGGUAGAAGUGAAAAGGGUAUAAGUGAACAGGGUAGAAGCAAACAGGAUAGAAGUAAACAGGGGAGAAGUACCCGCGAAGCUCCUCCUCUUCCCCCCGCUUGUAAAUCCACCACGUCUGCAACAGCUCCCUCUCCGCAUCAAACCGCCACCCAGCCGAACGUACAAUGUACUUCGUCAUAGAGGAAUGGAAAAAUGUAAUAAUAAAGCCAAGUCAGCUGGGCCCGAGGUACCAGCAGUUCAUAGAGGAUAUGCUGAGAAACAGCGUAGAGGGUCAGUGCAAUGCCAAGUAUGGGUACAUAAUUUGCGUCAUCCGCAUAAUACAUAGUGAGCCUGGACGUGUGCAGGAUGGGACGAGCAUGAUCGUUGUGAAGGUCAAAUACCAGGCCAUCGUCUUCAAGCCGUUUAAGGACGAGGUACUCGACGCGGUCGUCACUGACGUAAACAAACUCGGCUUCUUCGCUCAGGCAGGCCCGCUCAAAAUUUUCAUAUCGAGAACAGCCAUCCCCAAGUUCUUCGAAUACUCGGAGGAUUCCCACUACCCCUGUUUUUCCUCAGGAGUGCACAACAUAAAGCCGCAGACAACAGUGCGGAUAAAGCUGCAAGGUAUUCGCUACGACCUGUCCAACAUGUUUGCAAUUGCCACCAUUAACAGUGAGUACUUAGGAUGUAUCGAGUCGAACACGUUGCACGUUAUGUGA
Molecule: messenger RNA, 1135 nt
Organism: Plasmodium vivax (malaria parasite P. vivax)
Lineage: Eukaryota; Apicomplexa; Aconoidasida; Haemosporida; Plasmodiidae
Product: DNA-directed RNA polymerase II, putative
Exons: 2
Coding region: 602-1135 (177 amino acids)
Biological process (GO): DNA-templated transcription; positive regulation of translational initiation; positive regulation of nuclear-transcribed mRNA poly(A) tail shortening
Cellular component (GO): RNA polymerase II, core complex; P-body
Molecular function (GO): translation initiation factor binding; single-stranded DNA binding; single-stranded RNA binding
Source: RefSeq, a predicted model, not a curated record